AUGGGUGCGGACAGGGUCAGCGGUUGGACAAGGAAGAAGGAAGCAGCAGCAGCAGCAGCAGCAGAAGAAGAAGAAGAAUCUUUUGCUGGAUAUGACGAUACACGCAGCACGCAAGAGAAGAGAAGCGUUUCCGGGUCAGUGUCGAUCGUCGCUUGCAAGCUGCGAGGAGGGGCAGCAAGGCAAGGACCGAGACGAAACCUGGGAGCCUUCGCGUUGGACUUUGGCAACAAGCCCGAGUGUCAAAUCUCGGCCAAUAAAUGCCAGCCGACAGGCACAGGUGCGGGCGCCGGCACAGGCACAGGCAGAGCAGCCACAGGUCCCGGUACCAGUGCGGCUACCUGA
Messenger RNA from Trichoderma gamsii, 342 nucleotides. RefSeq lists its product as hypothetical. The transcript has a single exon. Lineage: Eukaryota; Fungi; Ascomycota; Sordariomycetes; Hypocreales; Hypocreaceae. Bases 1 to 342 code for a protein of 113 amino acids. The record is from RefSeq and is a predicted model, not a curated record.